AUGACAAAGGGUUACAAUAAUGCAGUGGUUGAUUGCGUUGAUAUUCCACUUCGUGAUAAGGUAAUCGAAGUCAUCCAUGAGGACUUUUUUGACGUUAGGAAAAAUUUCGGCAGAGUUAUUAUCGUGAAUAAUAACUUGAGAAAGAUAGAACCGCAUGCAUUUGAUAAAGUAAAAUAUGUUAACAUGAUUGAUUUGCGAAUGAAUAACUUGACAAGUCUACCAAUAGAAUUAUUCAGUAAAAAUAGAAUGCUCAAAGUGCUUGAUUUAUCACAGAACAAUUUUUUUAUUGAUUCAUUCCCGCAUGAUUUGCUACGAAAUAACGUUCAUUUAACCAAUUUUACCAUGAUACAAAAUAAACAGGAAAUUGUAACUUUACCUAAACGAUUCUUUGCAAAUUUGAUUAAAUUAAAAAAUCUAAAGUUAACUGACAUUGGUUUAUUCUACGUGCAUCAAAAUUUGCUAUGGGGAUCGACCGAAAUACAAGAGUUAUAUAUAGACAGGAAUAGACUUAAAUCUAUUCCACAAAAAUUCUUUAGAGAUUGCAGAAAACUGACAAAGCUGGUUUUAAAAUGUAAUGAAAUCAGUUAUUUACCUGAAGACAUUUUUGCAACACUAACUAAUUUGGAAAUACUAGAUUUGUCUUACAACAAUAUCAGACAUAUUGACAACAAUCUUCUGAAAAGUUUGUCCUCUUUACGUACAAUAAAAAUGGAACAUAAUCAAUUGCGAGCAAUUGAUCCCGAAGCAUUCAAGGGCCUAAAGAGUCUUCAAGUUGCACAUUUUUCGUACAAUAAUUUGACAUUAAAACCAUCAGAAAUAAUAGACAAUGAUGCGCUGAAAAUUACAUAUGUUGAUAAGGAUGAACCGCACUCUGUAUUACACUUUUGUAAGGAUACUCUUGAAGAACUCUACGUUGAUCACAACUUCAUUACCGAAGUCUUUUCUGACUGGAUCACAGCACCUCGUCUUCGGAUUCUCAACUUAGCCCAUAAUGGAAUUUCUUAUCUACAAAUAUCAGAAUUGCAAUUCUCGUCGAGUAUAAUCGAAGUAGACAUGUCACAUAACGAAAUUCACCGGGUUGAUUUUCAAGGUGUUGAAAGGUUAACUCCAGAAAAUCUUGGUAAAGUGACAAUCAAUAUACAAGACAAUCCUAUAAGAUGUGACUGUAAGCUGAAUGUCUCGUUGAAGUCCAUCGACGAGAAUAUUUACCACCCAUAUGUACUACAUGAUGAAAAUGUAUUUAACCUAAAAGUUGAUAAUUUGAAAUGUCAUCGACCUGAAUCACUAGAACAUGUUAAGAUCAACAAAUUGAGCUCUAAAUCUGUAACUUGUGAAAUGAUCGAAUCACGAAGAAAUAAUAUUUCAUUUCCACAAAAUUGCAAGUGUAUAAGAAGUCUAUCAGAUGAAUCAAUUUUAAUUAAUUGUUGGUAUCAAGAACCAACUACUGCUCCAGCGUUUAAAGUUGACAUUGAAUCAUUAGAAGUCAUUGAUGCAGGAUGUUUUGACAAUAAGGAGAAAUUCGACAAAGUUAUUAUUGUAAAUAAGAACUUGAGAAAAAUAGAACCGCAUGCAUUUGAUGAAUUAAAAUAUGUUAAAGAGAUUGAUUUGCGAAUGAAUGACUUGACAAGUCUACCAAUAGGAUUAUUCAGUAAAAAUACAAUGCUCCAAGUGCUUGAUUUAUCACAGAACAAUUUUCUUUAUAAUUCAUUCCCGCAUGGUUUGCUACAAAAUAACGUUUAUUUAACCAAUUUUACCAUGAUACAAAAUAAACAGAGAUUUAUGCAUUUACCUGAACGGUUAUUGGCUGACUUAGUUUCUUUGAAAUAUAUUAAGUUGACUGAUACAGGCAUUCUCACAGUUCCAAGGGACCUCAUAUGGAAUUCAAGUAAUCUUGAAGUAUUCCAUCUGGACAAUAAUUGGAUACAAUCUCUGCCGGCUGAUUUCUUCAAAGACAGUAAAAAAUUAAAGGAGCUAGUCUUAAGUUUUAAUGUAAUUGAUAAGUUACCUGAAGACAUUUUUGCAACAUUAACUAAUUUGGAAAUACUAGAUUUGUCUUACAACAAUAUCAGAUAUAUUGACAACAAUCUUCUGAAAAAUUUGUCCUCUUUACGUACAAUAAAAAUGGAACAUAAUUACUUGCGAGCAAUUGAUCCCGAAGCAUUCAAGGGCCUAAAGAGUCUUCAAGUUGCACAUUUUUCGUACAAUAAUUUGACAUUAAAACCAUCAGAAAUAAUAGACAAUGAUGCGCUGAAAAUUACAUAUGUUGAUAAGGAUGAACCGCACUCUGUAUUACACUUUUGUAAGGAUACUCUUGAAGAACUCUACGUUGAUCACAACUUCAUUACCGAAGUCUUUUCUGACUGGAUCACAGCACCUCGUCUUCGGAUUCUCAACUUAGCCCAUAAUGGAAUUUCUUAUCUACAAAUAUCAGAAUUGCAAUUCUCGUCGAGUAUAAUCGAAGUAGACAUGUCACAUAACGAAAUUCACCGGGUUGAUUUUCAAGGUGUUGAAAGGUUAACUCCAGAAAAUCUUGGUAAAGUGACAAUCAAUAUACAAGACAAUCCUAUAAGAUGUGACUGUAAGCUGAAUGGCUUGUUGAAGUUCAUUGAUGGAAAUAUUCACCACCCGUAUGUACUACAUGGUGAAAAUGUAUUUAACCUAAAAGUUGAUAAUUUGACAUGUCAUCAACCUGAAUCACUAAAAGAUAUCAAAAUCAGUGACUUGAGGUCUCAAUUGAUAGAUUGUAAUUUUAAAACGUAACUUAUGCUGAAAAUGAUGUAUUUAUAUGCAUUGUAAAUAAUAGAAAUUUGUAUUGAUUACAUU
Molecule: messenger RNA, 2823 nt
Organism: Chelonus insularis
Lineage: Eukaryota; Metazoa; Arthropoda; Insecta; Hymenoptera; Braconidae
Product: chaoptin-like
Exons: 7
Coding region: 1-2760 (919 amino acids)
Molecular function (GO): protein binding
Source: RefSeq, a predicted model, not a curated record